Triticum aestivum (bread wheat) is the source of this 3424-nucleotide messenger RNA. RefSeq lists its product as uncharacterized. The record is from RefSeq and is a predicted model, not a curated record. NCBI's taxonomy places the organism in Eukaryota, Viridiplantae, Streptophyta, Magnoliopsida, Poales, Poaceae. The transcript has 12 exons. Gene Ontology annotation, molecular function: DNA binding; zinc ion binding. The coding region runs from base 1 to 3240 and encodes 1079 amino acids.
AUGUCUUCCUCCUCCGGUGCCGCCCAGUCCAAUCUCAAUGGGCAGGUCAUCGAGAAGCUUUCCCGCAUGCACUACGUGCUGUGGCGCACGCAGAUCACACCCCAACUGCGUGGCGCCAGUGUCUUCGACUACAUCGACGACACAUCACCGGAGCCGGCCAAGCUCCGCGCCGCCAAGGACAAGGACGGCAAGGACACCUUCGAGCCCAACCCUCUCCACCCUCUCUGGGUCAGGGAGGACCAGCAGGUGCUCGACUUCCUCCUCAGCAACCACUCCAAGGAGGUGCUGGUCACGGUGACCACGGUCACCAUGGCGAAGGCGCUCUGGACGACGCUGGCGGGCAUGUACUCGUCGCAGUCGCUAAGCCGCGUCAACAACAUCCGGACCUCCCUCAUCAACGCACAGAAAGGUACCCAAUCCGCCGCCACCUACUUCGCCUACAUGCGUGGCCUCGCCGACGAGCUGGCCGCGGCGGGCAAGCCGAUCCAGGAUGAUGAGCUGAUCUCCUAUAUCCUCCAUGGGCUGGAUCUGGAGUACCAGCCCCUGGUCUCAGCCCUCGACGCCCGCGUCUCACCCGCCUCCCUCGAUGAGAUCUUCGCCACGCUCAGCAACUUCGACCAACGCAUGGCGCAAUUCCACGGUGCGGGCGGCCACUCCUUCAAGUCGUCCGCAAACGCUGCAACCCGCGGACAUGGCGGUGCACGUUCCCGCGGCUGUUCCCGCGGUAGGGGGCGGUCUGGCGGCAGCGGCAACAACGGUGGGUGCUUCAACAACAAGGCUCGCCGCGGAGGCGGCGAAGACUCUGGUCGAUCUCACCCGGACUCGCCUCGCUGCCAGAUAUGUAGCAAGCCGGGCCACACCGCAAAAGACUGCUGGUACCGCUAUGACGAGGACGAGGAUGACUCUCAAGACGAUGACAAGGUCGCUGCAGUGGACGACGGCUCCUACGGCAUCGACACCAACUGGUAUGUCGAUAGCGGCGCCACCAACCACAUCACCAACAAACUUGAGAAGGUGACCAUGAAGGAAAGGUACCGUGGAAAGGAUCAAAUCCACACGGCCAGUGGAGAAGGAGAACUAGGUGAAACAAACACAGUUGAAGAAGCACUUGGUAAUGAGCAAUGGAAGAAAGCUAUGAAUGAAGAGAUUAAAAGAAAAUCUGAUGGAACCAUUGAUCGUUAUAAAGCUAGACUCGAUGCAAAGGACUUUAAACAGAGAUAUGGUAUAGACUAUGAAGACACGUUUAGUCCAGUUGUAAAAGCUGCUACCAUUCGUCUUGUCCUGUCUAUUGCUGUUUCUAGGGGCUGGAGUCUUAGACAGCUAGAUGUGCAGAACGCGUUCCUCCAUGGUGGUCUGGAAGAGGAAGGAGCAUAUGAGCUCGCGAGGAGAUACUCCGCGUCCCCUGCAAUAUCCUUUCAGUCUGGAGUAUAUGUCAUGAACUCUGUGUCAAUAUUUCCUAGACGCUCUUUCCUCUCCAUAAGUAAGAUCACCGGAUCAGCGUUCCCUUGCACGUUCUUCUACAGCGCAGCAACCUCCAGCACCGGCGCAAGCAGACGAGGCAGGGUGGCAGCGCUACCACGUACAAGGGCAGAGGAAGACGACCGUGGAGGCGACGCAGGUCACUUCGGCGAGCUGAACAUAUCCAAGAUGAGUAAUCCAUGUGAAUGCUGCCGGAUCAAGCUUAAGUUUCUAAGGCAGAUCAAUGGCAACUUCAUGCACAGCCUGGUCAUACCAGAGUGGUUUGUGAACCAAUUUGGAGGAAAGAUAUGGGGAACAGUCAGACUAGAAACCUCUGAUGGUAACAUGUAUGAUGUUGGAGUCACUGAGAGUAUGAACAGAACAAUCUUGAAGUCUGGAUGGUCAUCAUUUGUUGAUGCCAAUCAAAUAGAAGAGAACUAUUCAUUGAUGUUUCGAUACCUUGGAAAUGCCCGCUUUGAGGUUACAAUAUUUGAUUCCAAUGGUAAAGAGAAUACCUGGUGCUGUUCUGGGAUGAGAAAUGCCUCUGGUGUUCACAAGCCAAGCUCAUUUGAUGUUGAUAAUUCUAGUAGCCGUGGUGGUACUACUCAGUCUUCAGCAAGCGAAGGAUCAGAUUCAGAUGGAAGCCAGAAGGAAAGAUCUUAUUCUUCUGAAGAAUCGUCAGCAGAAGACAAUCUGUCUAUAGACAAUCCAGUGGAGUCCGAUGAUGUUAGGAAUUAUUAUGUCUUAUCAGGGCAGUGCGAUCUUACAGAAGCACAGGAGUUGAAAUUACAUGCAUUUGUACAGAAGAUUGGACCGGAAAUCCCUAUGCUUGUUGUACUGAUGAAGAAGAGUAAUGUGAAACGCAAUGGUGAUCUGGUAAUACGUAAGGAUUAUGCACACAAGUACUUGCCAUGCAAAGAUACAAAUAUCAUACUCCAGGUGCCUAGGAAGAACAAGGUUUGGGAGUGCAAGUUCCGUAUCAGGCCAUCUGGCUCGACUGAUGCUGGUCGGCGCAACCUUUCUUUGGGCGACUUUGUUGGUGACAAUCGCAUUAGGGAGGGCGAUAUCUGCCUCUUUGAUCCAAUGACAAAUGCUAAGCAGAAAAGAUUCACAAUGACAGUCCACAUCCUUGGCAAAUUGAGUAGUGGUCAUUCCACUGGAAGAACAACUGACAUUGGCUCUAAUCGUGGAAGGAGAAGCACCAAGAUGGGCAGUGUUAAGACCAAACCACCUAUCAAUGGUGAGGAGUACUCUUCACAACAUGAAGAGUGUGGUGUAUCUGAUAAUUCUGAAGAAUGUUCUGAGCCUCCCUUCAUGUUGCCUCACAGAUCUUGUCUAACACCAGCACAGGAGAACAAAGUACUGGAGAAAAUUAAAGACAUUGAGUCAGACUCAGAAUUGCCCUUUUAUGUUGCUAUCAUGGGCAAGAUCAAUGUAUGUCGGGGCAGCAGCCAUUACAUUGACCCUCCCAUCCUGAACUUUGGGUUUCGGUAUGCGGCUAGGUAUCUUGGCGAGAAGUUUGCUGCUGGCCAUCAUGGUGGCAAGUGUAAUGCAAUCAACUUAGUACUUCAGCGGGAGGGGAAGAGCAGACCAUGGCCUACCAAGCUGCGAUAUACACAUGUCAUGCGAGCCUCGAGCCAGCAGAUGAGGGUUAUCAAAGGAUGGCCGUCUUUCGCCCGCGACAACCGCCUGCGGGAGGGGGACCUCUGCCUCUUCAAGCUGAUGGAGAACGAGGAGCAGUUGACGAUGAUGGUCUACAUCAUUCGCCGUGAGAAAUGUUAGCCUGAAAGCAUGUCUUGCAUGCUUGCUGCUAUGAUGAUUUUGAACUUUGGGACUGCAAAACUGUGUGUGGUAGUGUGUCUUAUCUGCAAAAGGGGGAGCAGUACAUCAAGAAACUUAUAUGUUCAUCAUUAGACCAUUAUAUUGUUGGUUUCUUAGUUCUGUGAGGACUUUGUUAAUUUGAGAG